CAUUAUUAUUUGUAGCAAGUACUUUCUCGCACCGUAUUAAUAUUGACUGCGCUUCUAGCGGUCACCAGCAGUGAGUUUUGACUAGAAACCCCACUGUAAUUAUUAAUUUCCGUGUCACCGUCGAAAGAAACAGUGUUUGUUAUGACCGCCAAUUUUUAAAAGGUAUCCUCGUUUCCGGUUCCCGGUUCCGCUUUCCAAUCCCAUCCUCACAUAUCCAAGAACCCAAACCCAAGAGCAGCAGAAGCAUUAGCGGGAGAAUAAGGGUUGAAAUAAUAUUGAAAAAUGAAUAGAAAAAUCAGGAAGGUAUGAAACACUUCUCGAUUGAGUGUGAUCAUACCUGAAAGACAAAUUAUUCUUUGUUUUGAACUUAUAGUCAGUUGUCAUUGUCAUUGUAUCAAUAGUCUUUAUUAAGCAUAUUCACUCUUUCAGAAUGACCCUCAGCAUUGUUUUCAAUUGUGGGCUGGAAGGACUAUCAAGACGGUUUUUAACCAUACCUGUAACUCACAAUUUUGCGAGAAAUAUUCUAGUUGGUAGGCAAAAGUCUAUGAGUAUUCAACGAUUAUUGUCAAAUGAUGUAUAUUCUCCUCCAACUGCUUCCAAAUUAAACACCCAAGAGCCAGGUCCUACAGAAAAUUUCAUCACUAUUUAUAAAUUUCCUGACAUCAAAUACAUUUCUCUAAUAAACAGGGGUCAGCGUUUUUACACAAAUGCCUUUCCUUUUGCUUUAAUGAUUUCUUAUGGAACACAUUUCGUAGGAAUCACUCCUGCUUCAGCGAGUUUUGCAGUGGCAGUAAUAGGUGUUAUACUUGGGAUACACAUUCAUCUGUUGGCUCGACUCACUAAAAAUGUGAUAGGCUUUGUAUACACUAGCCAAGAUAUGGCAACAGUUCAGAUUGCCUAUGUUGACUUUAUGGGGAAACGCAAGGAUGACAUCUUCCCAACAAACGACAUUAUACCAUUGUCAGAAACUCCAGCAAGUGUUACUGAUAAAUUUUACCUCAAAGUAUUGAGGUACUCAAAACCACAAACCGAAUUUCUUAAAUUGGACUUAAAGCGUGGUCAAAUCAUAGAUAAAGAUUGCUUUAAAAAAAUAUUUGGGAGUCUUGACAUUAAGUAAAAAAAUUUGGUUGGACAUUUAUAAUAUUUUUGUAACAUUAUAAACUUAAAAUAAUUUUCAUCAAUUAAAAUCUCUAUAAAUAA
This is a messenger RNA of Frankliniella occidentalis (western flower thrips), 1200 nucleotides long. Its product is annotated as transmembrane protein 186. The coding region runs from base 431 to 1117 and encodes 228 amino acids. Lineage: Eukaryota; Metazoa; Arthropoda; Insecta; Thysanoptera; Thripidae. The record is from RefSeq and is a predicted model, not a curated record. Gene Ontology annotation, cellular component: mitochondrion. The transcript has 4 exons.